Molecule: messenger RNA, 791 nt
Organism: Paramecium primaurelia
Lineage: Eukaryota; Ciliophora; Oligohymenophorea; Peniculida; Parameciidae
Source: the annotation of a GenBank genome assembly
UAAUAGAUGAAAUAAAUAGUGCUUUUUGCAUUUUUGGCAUGUGUUGUUCUGGCACAUAAUGAUAUUAAGCAUGUGCAAGAAUUACUUUUAGAACUGAAGGAUGAAAUACAUGAGCAAAUCGUAGCUUUAGAUGCUGAAUGGUUGUUAACAUAAAAAGUAUUGAUUAUUAAAUAUGAUAAAAGAUGAAACAAGCUAGUAUUUAAGCAUUAAGAUAAACAAAAGUUGAUUAAGAGGCUGAUUGUGAUAGAAGAGAUGAAAAUGUAAUCAAUAAAAAAACAGAAAUCUAAGAAAUGUCUGAUUUAAUUGCAUGGAUCCAACAUAGAAUUCACGUCAAUAAAAAUAGAAUUCAAACUAUUGAAGAUCUAUAAUGUAGACAAUCNAUACUAUAACAUAAGUAUAAGUAAAUAUAAAUUAAACAAUCAAUUAAAAUUCCAUUUCAGCAAUCAUAAUAUUCAUAGAUCUUCCUUUCUUUUUAAAUACUUCAACAUUUUGUUUAAUCUCUAGAUGAUUUUUAUAAAAAUUCCUUUGUUUUGUAACUCUCUAACAUAUAAUCUUUAAUUAUCAAUCUACUUAACUUAUUUGAGAUAUCAAAUUUAGAUUUUAAUUCAUACUUUAGAGUUAUAAUAAUAUUUUGGUUAAAAAAUAGUUUGAAUAUCUAUAACUGUUCUAACCAAACUGACUUAUAUAAUCUUGCUAAAUUGUCAGUUGUAAUUUUAAGUAAAGGAUUUAUAUCAUCUAAAUAUUAGCUACACCAAAAAAUUAUUAUUAUUAUAAUUCUUAAAAAAAAUUGA